Molecule: messenger RNA, 1350 nt
Organism: Nematocida homosporus
Lineage: Eukaryota; Fungi; Microsporidia
Exons: 1
Coding region: 1-1350 (449 amino acids)
Source: RefSeq, a predicted model, not a curated record
AUGUUAGGAGUUGGUCUGGCUUGGUUGCUGGGUUGGAGUAGUGAUAUAACUAGUGGUCAAAUGACUGGUGCUGAUGAUGAUAAUAAGAAUAAGAUAAACUGGGAAGACCAUUGUCUUAAAUAUGAGAAUGGUGAGCAGAUAGCCGAUAAGGCAAUUAAAUAUGAUGCUAAUCCAAAGUGUUCAGAGAUGAAAUUUAAGGAGGGGGAUGUAUUUGAUGGUCAUAAACCAUCAAGUUAUUAUGUAGAUAUGUGGUUGCGGUUGUUAAAACUUGGGUUGUUAAGUGAUUAUGAUACAAAGCGUAUUGCUACAAUGAUGAACAAGUGCCGCCGAAUCCAUAGUCUGGAUGCUAAGACUUGUCCUAAUGAUCUUGAGAAAGGUUCUCUUUUGCUUGCAAUAGAGAGUGCCAUAAAUGGCUUUGAAAAGGGAUAUGCUAUAAGUCAGCGCUAUAUUGUUGAGCUUGAAAAGCUAACAAAGAGUACUGCAGGAAAGGACGCUCUCUCUUCACGUGGAUCAUUGGAUUUGAGUCAGUAUAAAGACCUUCACAAUGAUGUUAGAUAUCUUAUACAGACUUAUAGUAUUUUCUAUGUUUUCUACUUUCCCGUCCUGUCAUUUGAUUGGGCUAAAUAUAGUAACAAAAAAGCGUUUGAAACUUGGAAGCCGCUUAUCAAAAACUCAACUGUAUCUAACAUAGACCUUUGUGCUCAGAAACAGCUCAGACACUUCUUGUACGAGAUACUACGUCUGCAGCUGAUGCUCUCUAGCCUUUCAAACUUUUCUAAUACACCUCUAAGUGCUUAUCCUAAUAUCACAAUCAGCAAUGACGAACAGAAGUACAUAGACGACAUUUUGAAACUAAACAUUGCUGCUAUGAUAAAGAGCAUGCCAGCAGAUGAAGCUGCCGAGAAGGUGCGAGAAAAACUAUCGCAUAGUAUUGGGUUAGAAGAUAAGUAUAAAUCGGCUUUUGAGCAACCUGGUUAUAUAAAUCGAUUGGAUCGUGAAUUUGAUGAGGCAUACAACAAUAGUAUGGACCAAGUUACAGCUAAAACUAUCAAGCAGCUAAUCGAUGAUUUGAAGGAAGUUUCAAAAUGGUUUAAGCCUCUACUAGAUAAGAUCAAAAAACUACAAGCUCAGUUUAAAUCUCAAUUAACAAAUACCACAACUGCCUCUACUAUUCAUGAGUGUGUAGAAUAUCUAACCACUAAUGCUACUACUGAUACACCGCAUAAUACCAUGUCAUCGUCUGCAUCCUCUCUCAAGUCCAGUUGGAUGCCCAAUUCUCCUAUUCUUCACAUACUCAUAAGCAGUCUGUUCUGGGCCCGUCUCGCCCAUUUACUCGAACUGUCUCACUGA